AUGAGUCGUGGAGGUGGUGAUCGUCGUGCUGCUCCGGAUAUCAACGGAUUGACAUCGCUGAAAAUUGACAACCUGUCGUACCAGACGACGCCAAACGAUCUGCGACGAGUUUUCGAGAGAUAUGGAGACAUUGGAGACGUGCACAUUCCAAGAGACAAGUACUCUCGUCAAUCCAAAGGGUUCGGAUUUGUUCGAUUCUACGAACGUCGUGACGCUGAGCACGCUUUGGAUCGCACUGAUGGAAAACUGGUAGAUGGGCGGGAGCUGCGAGUUACCCUGGCCAAGUACGAUCGACCAUCCGACGAAAGAGGAGGUCGUGGUGGAGGAGGUCGUAGAAGACCAGCAGCAGAAUGUGAUCUUGUUGCUGAGUUGAGCUGA
Messenger RNA from Caenorhabditis briggsae, 378 nucleotides. It is a transcript of the gene Cbr-rsp-4, whose product is annotated as Protein CBR-RSP-4. Lineage: Eukaryota; Metazoa; Nematoda; Chromadorea; Rhabditida; Rhabditidae. Gene Ontology annotation, molecular function: RNA binding. Bases 1 to 378 code for a protein of 125 amino acids. The transcript has 3 exons. The record is from RefSeq and is a predicted model, not a curated record.